This is a messenger RNA of Pneumocystis murina B123, 1510 nucleotides long. RefSeq lists its product as hypothetical. Gene Ontology annotation, biological process: resolution of meiotic recombination intermediates; replication fork processing; double-strand break repair. NCBI's taxonomy places the organism in Eukaryota, Fungi, Ascomycota, Pneumocystomycetes, Pneumocystales, Pneumocystaceae. The coding region runs from base 24 to 1496 and encodes 490 amino acids. Gene Ontology annotation, cellular component: nucleus; Holliday junction resolvase complex. Gene Ontology annotation, molecular function: nuclease activity; DNA binding. The transcript has 6 exons. The record is from RefSeq and is a predicted model, not a curated record.
UUAUAUUCUUUAUUUUUAUUUAAAUGGCAAAUAAAGAUGUUAAAAUCGCUAUGGAUUCUCACGUUCCUGUUAUUUUAAUUAAUGACUCUCCUGAAUGUCAAAAAUUGUCUUUGAUUUCUUCAAAAAACAGUGUAUUUAUAGAAGAUCCAUCAAAAUUUAAUCAAGAAAAGGACAGGUAUUCAACAGUAGAUAUUGAUUCUGGAACGGUUUUAAAAGAAAUGGAUUUGGAUGAUGAUUAUUCAAUUAUUGAACUUUCGUCGUCUCCGUCUUUUAAUACACAAGAUAUAGCGAAAUCCUCAUUAAUGGAUAGGAAUCCGAAUGAAUGUUCUGAAGUAAAGGAUUAUUAUAAUACUUUAUCUAUUUUAUCUACAGUUGAUGAUUUUUCUUUAAAUAUUAUGAAAUCGACAUCAAUGAUGGAUUCAAAAUCUAAUUCAAAUGAUUCUAAGAGUUCAUGUGAUUUAAGGAAUGAUAAUAAUUUAACAAAUCAUGUUGUGAUUGAUCAAAAAAUUUUAGAAAAUACAAGAAAAAGAGUUGAGAAAAAACGAAUUUCAACAUUGAAAAGUGUAAAUAAGCUGAAAACUUCUAAAAAAGAAUGCAUAAAAGAAAUGAUUGUUAAUGUAGAUACGAAUAUUUUAUCUUCUUCUAUGGGUCCUAUAUUAUCUGGUCUUUUAGAAAAUGCUAGCUGUGAAUAUACAGAGUGGUCAAGUCCAAUUCCAAAUCUAAUAUUUUGGAAAAGAAAGGUUAUAGCUGAAUAUGAUGAAAACCUUGGUUAUUUUGUUCCGGUUCCAGAAACUAUUCGGUCAGAAAAGUUUAUCUUAGUUUAUAUAAAGGCAUCCGAAUUAUUAAAGCUCGAAUCGGACUCAUGUGUAGAUGAAUUGGUUAAGAGACUGACUGAUGAAUUUCCUGAUUUGAAAAUAAUAUUUAUGAUUGAAUCUAUUGAUACUUUGUUUAAAAAAAUAAAAAAUGACAGGAAUAGACGUUAUGUUGAUGCUAUGAGAACUACUAUUGAGACAAAAAAUUCAGAAAAUAUUUUUAUUCCAUCUGAAGAAAUUGAAGAGAAGAUAGAAAAUAUACUGCUUCGUUUGCAAUUGAUACACAAUGUUUUUAUUGUAAAUACUUCAAGCGUAGAAAAUAGUGCUGAAUGGAUUUUUAUUCUUACUGGUGAUAUUUCAACAAUACCUUAUAAAAGGAUGAAAUUGGAACUUUCAACGUCUUUUUGUAUGGAAUCUGGACAAAUAAAGACAGGUUCUGAUGUUAAAGAUACAUAUACUAAAUUACUUCAAACAAUUUAUAAAGUAACUCCACAAAUAGCAAAUAUUAUAGUUGAGAAAUACCCAAAAAUAUCAGAUUUAGUUUCUGCUUUUCGUGAGAAUGGACCCGAUGCUUUGACAGAUUUAACAAUUGGAAAAUUAACCAAACGUAAAAUUGGGAGAGUUUUAUCAAAAAGAAUAUUCCAUGCAUUUAUGACUUCCGACAGUGCAGCAAGUGCUAUUUAGAAUUGAUAUCAUAU